Microplitis demolitor is the source of this 1493-nucleotide messenger RNA. Its product is annotated as corepressor interacting with RBPJ 1. The transcript is spliced from 5 exons. Lineage: Eukaryota; Metazoa; Arthropoda; Insecta; Hymenoptera; Braconidae. The coding region runs from base 109 to 1308 and encodes 399 amino acids. Gene Ontology annotation, biological process: negative regulation of DNA-templated transcription. Gene Ontology annotation, molecular function: transcription corepressor activity. The record is from RefSeq and is a predicted model, not a curated record. Gene Ontology annotation, cellular component: nucleus.
UAGAAAUCCAUGAUAAUUUUAUUCAAUGGCCGAAUUCUUUAACUUGCUGUCAGUGAUAAAAAAAAAGUUAUUUUUUAAUUUAUUAUUGUUAAUUAACUAUUUAUAAAAAUGGGUAAAGGAUUUAAUAAUUACAUGUGUAAAAAGUUUUUUCAUCCCGCUUCACGUGACAAUUUGAAACGAGUAUGGAUGGCAGAGCAGCAAGCUGAUGCUUACAAAAAGAAACAAGAAGAAUUACGAGUUCAGUAUGAAAAGGAACAAGAUCUCCAUAAUAACAAAGCUCUGCUGAGUAAAGAAAGUAAAGAUAAAUUGAGUGUUAAUUUCAUGUACGAGCCACCUCCAGGUGCUAAAAAAGAACGAGAAAAAGAAGACAAUGAGCCAGAAUAUAAAUUUGAAUGGCAACGAAAAUACAACGCGCCCAGAGAAAGUUAUUGUAAAGGAGACAGUGAAAUUAGGGAUCAACCUUUUGGUAUUCAAGUGAGAAAUGUCAGGUGUAUUAAAUGUCAUAAGUGGGGUCAUAUUAACACAGACAAAGAAUGUCCGUUGUACAGCCAGGCAAUGAGUGUCGUGAUGUCAAAUCAAGAAAAACAAGAGAGUCCUGACGCUUUAACUCUUAUUCAGCAGAUGAGAGACGACGGAUUAGCUUUAAAAAAGUCAGCUAUGACAGCCCAGCAGCACCUAAGAAUACCUCAGCAUGAAGAUGAAAUGGUGUCAGGUGAUGAAGAGAUGUCGGAAGAAGCAUUUUUUAAUUCUUUAACUAAAAAAGAGAAGAAAAGACUUAUAAGGAAAUUAGAAAAAAUGGAGAAGAAAAGAGUGAAGAAGGAAGCUAAGAAACGCAAGAGUAAGAAAGAAAAGAAGAAAAAAUCAAAGAAACGUGAAAGUAUCAGCAGUAACAGUAGCAGCACCGAAAGUAGCGACAGUGAGUCCGAGAGCUCUAGUUCUGAAGACGAGAAGAAACGACGUAAGAAGAAGAAGUCUAAGAAAACACAUGACUCGAGUUCGAGUUCUUCGGAGGAAGAGAAAUUAAUUCUUAAGGAGAAGGAGAGACCUAGAGACAAAGAAAAAGACAAGGAGAGACCGCGGGAAAAGCGGUAUGAGGGUGAAAUAAAGAGGAGAGACGAGAGAUUCGAACGCAAUGAACGUCGGCCAGAGCGCAAUGAUCGCCGAGAUCAUGGGCAUUAUUAUGAUAAAGAAAGUUUUCGAGAUAAGACUGAUUAUAAUCGCGAUCGCAAUCGCCACGAUCGAAAACGAAAGUCUGAGGAAUCAGACGAGCGGAGAUACCGCCAUGAUAAACGGAUAAGAUAUUCUUAAUAUAAAUGCGUUAUUUGUAUUGAUUGUUUAAUUGACAUUAAUUACUAACAUGUUUGUCUUUUUGAAAUACUAUCAUUUGUUUUAAUUGGUAGUUUAAUAAUUAAUUAUUACAAUUAUAUGAAGGAUUUGUUAUUUUAACUGUCAAUCAAUGUUACAUCGAAGCUGAUAAAGUUGCUUUUAAUUCA